AUGCAUCUCCUCACAAGGGGGCCCCCUUGGCUGGGGGCCCCCAGCGAAUCGCGGGGGUCUGCAGCAGCAGGUGCUGCGGGGCCCUUCAAGAGGAGGAAGUACCACUUGCAAGAUCCUCAGCAGCAUCAACGACAGCAGCAGCAGCAGCAGCAACAGCAGCAGCAGCAGCAACAGCAGCAGCGCUGGAUGCUUCGCAAAAGAGGCUUGUCUUUACCCCCUUCGACUCAGCUUCAAAUGCAGCGGGUACCCCGCUACAGCCUGAGGGCCCCGAGGGCCUCUCACUGCAGCACUAAUGCUGCAGCAGACACAAAGGAUAAUCUACCCGUUGCUGCUGCUGCUGCUGCUGCUGCUCCCGCUGCUCCUGGUGUCGCUUCUCAGAGCGCGUGCCGCAGAAGCACCAGCAGCAGAAGCAGCGAGGGAAGCAGCAGCAGCAGCAGGCGCAGUAGCUGGUACAGCAGCAGCCGAAACGUCAGCUGCAGCAGCAGGAGCAGCAGCCACAGUCGGAGGGACGGCAACAGCAAUAACAGCAGCAGCAACAACAGCAGCAGCAGCAGCAGUACUCGCAAGAACAGCAACAGGCGCUUAGUUACCCUGCCUACGAGCAGCAGCAGAAGCAGCAGCAGCUGUGCCAGCCCCAACCGGCGUAGGAGCAGCAGCAGCAGCAGCAGCAGCAGCAGCACCCCCUCUUGUCCCCUCUGUCGGGGCUCUUCUAUCUUUCGCCAUGGCUCGCGCUUAGAGCGGAGGGAGGCGCUGCUGCAGCAGCACGGCUUGGGGGCCCAGGGGGGCCCCAGCAUUCUUGCUGCUGCACCUGCUGCUGCUGCUGCUACUGGUGCUGCUGCGGAUGGCCGAGGCCAGAGGCAUCCCCACAGGCAGCAGCAGCAGCAGCAGCAAACAACACAACACCGCCCAACUUGCAACAGCGGCAACAGCAGCAGCACCAGUCAGCAGCAGCAGCAGCAGCAGCAGCGAGGAGCAGAGCAGCGGCGGGAGCUUGAAGCCUUAAGACGCUGUCUCCUUAGCGGGCUCAUGCGAAAGGAGAGGCAGCGGUACCUCUGUCCCUUUUGCUGCUGGCAAGGGGACGCAGCAGCAACUGCUGCAGCAGCAGCAGCUGCUGCGGAGGGCAGCAGCAGCAGCUGCUACCGCUUCACCCCACGCAAGGGUCUGGAGGCUGAGGCAGCGAAACUGCAGCAGCAGCUGCAGCAACAGCACCUAAUUGAUGUUGAUGGCCUUGCAGCAGAGCAGCAGCAGCAGUUCUUUGUGAAGGAGGAGCCUCUGCCCAGCCCCAGCAGCAGCAUCAGCAGCAGCAGCAGCAACAGCAGCAGCUGCAGCAGCAGCAGCACCGGGGCUGAGGCCUUGCGCGUUGUAUGUGAGGGUAUAGACUGCCGUUCUCUCUGCAGCGAGGCCAAGUGGGCGGUAGCGGAGUUAGUGAAGGAUGGCUGCUUCAUAUCAACAGCCUUGCAGGCUGCUGCUGCAGUGCAGCAGCAGCAGCAGCAGCAGCAGCGGCAACAGCAGCAGCAGCAGCAGCGGCAGCGGCAGCAGCAGCGGACGCAGGGUCGCGGUGAGGCAAGGGAGGAUCCCCGUGUGCAGCAGGACGCAGCUGAAAGGCGCAGUUCAUUUGCUGCUGCAUGCGCAGCAGCAGCAGCAAACAUGGAAGCAGAGGCGGUGAAUCAGCAGCUGCUGGAUCUGGGGGCCCUAAGGGCUCGCGAAGAAGCAGACAGCAGGAGAGAUAGAGAGGCGCAGCAGCAGCAGCAGCAGCUUGUCAGCAGCGCGCAGCCCUUGUGGGAGCAGCACGGCUGCCUUUGUUCGUUCUUAGAGGCUGCAAACCCCUCCCUCUUUGAGGCCCUUACCUCCAGCAGCAGCAGCAGCAACAGCAGCAGCAGCAGCAAGCGGAGCAAAGACGAAGCAGCAGCUCGUGGCCGCGUGCUGCUGCAGCGUUUGUUUGAUUUACAGCAGCAGCUGCUGCGCAGCUACACUUGUGCUGCUCCUGCAUUUGUUUGUAUGGCUGAUGAGGAGGCGGGGCGUCUCCUUAGGGCCCUGGGAGGAGACAGAGAGCAGCACCAACAUAAUAUUCAUGACUGUCUCCUUAUUGCAUCUGCUGCUGCUGCUGCUGCUGCUUCAGCGGCUGCUAAUGGCGAGGGUGCAGCAGCAAGAACGGCAGCAGCAGCAGCAGAAGCAGCAGCAGACCCAGUACGCGAGGGAGGCAGCUGCAGCAAAAUACUCCCCGUGCUGCAGCAGGAGGGCCCCCAGGGGCCCCCCCUGCUGGGGCAGCAGCAGCACUGGCCAUUAAGCGAACGGCAACAGCAGAUGCUGCUGCUGCUGCAGCAGCAGGCUCGGCACCUCUCUGCUUCUGAGCUGCAGCGGAGCCUAGCGAAGGCCUACUUUGAGCAGCAGGAGAAGGCAAGGAGACCUUUUGCUGCCGAGGCCUCCCUUGCGCUGCUGCACACAGCAGCAGCAGCAGCAGCAGCGGCAGCAAGAAACACCCCCGGCAGUAGCAGCAACAGUAGUAGUAACAGCAGCAGCAGCAACAGCAGCACUUGUCUGUUUUGCGCCUUCCUCUCUGGAACAGCAGCAGAGCUGCAGCAGCUGCUGCUGCUGCAGCAGCAAGCAUUUUCUACCUCUCAAGAGGAGCCCAGCCAGCAGCAGCAGCAACAGCAACAGAAACAGCAUAGGAAGCUGCAGCAACAACAACAGCAGCAGCAGCAGCAAGUCGUGUCGCUUGCUGACUUGAUGCUACGCCCGCACCCAACACGAGGGCCUUCAUACAUACAACUGCUGCUGCUGCACCCCAGCGACAGCAGCGCUGCUGCAGCGGUAGCUGCUGCAGCAGCAGAAGUAGGGGCGAAGCUCGACUCUCCAGAACAAGACAAGCAGCAUCCUAGCAAGGCAGCAGCAGCAGCAACAGCAGCAGCAGCAACAGCAACAGCAGCAGCAGCAGUAGCAACAACAACAGCAGCACCAGCAGAACCUGCACUAACGGAGGUUGAGGAGAUUUCUAGCGACGCUGACGAAGGCCUAAAUGGCAGCAGCAGCAGCAGCAGCAGCAGCAGCAGCACUGCAUCCUGCUUGAAGAGCUGGGGAGGGAAAGGAGUUAUUUCUGUUAGCAGCAGCAGCAGCAGCAGCAGCGGCAGCGGCAACAGCAGCCCUCGUGAAGCCUGUCGCCGCGUCCGUGUUUGUAGGCCUCAGAGGGCCCCCCCAAAGCACCUGCCAGCAGCAUCAAGGCGACGCCUGUGCAGCAGCAGCAGCAGCAGCAGCACCACCACCACCAGGAGCAACAGGAGCAGCAGCAGCAGAUUGCAAUUACUUGCGCGUUCUUUGUCUGGCUGCUCUACAGCAGAACAGCUGGCAGCACAACUGUGGGGUGUCUCCUCCAGCUCAUCUCUGCUGUCUCCUCUUGUCGACUGCUGCCGCUGGGAGGUCCGCCUCCCUGAAGCCCCAGGCCUCAAGGGCCUACGCGCAGCAGGAAGAGCCUUGCUUCCUCUGCAGCAGCAGCAACAACAGCGGCAGCAGCAGCGCGAGCAGCAGCACCAGCAAGAGCAACAACAACAACAGCAGCAGCCGCAAGAGCAGCAGCAGCAACAGCAGAAACAGGAGCAGAAGCAGCAGCAGCAGCAACCGGACCAGCAGCAGCAGCAGCAGCAGCAACAGGAGGAGGAGCAGCAGCAAGAGGAGGAGCUUAGUGCAUGCGACGCAUUAGCUCGAUUGUGGCAUCUCACAUCAGACCCAUUUGCUGCUGAGUGCUGCUCUCCCAGAGUGCUGCAGCAAGAGCAGCAGCAGCAACAGGCUCAGGGGGCCCCUGAGGGCCCCUCCGGGGGCCCCAAAAGGGGCAUUGAAGGGACCCGUCGGUGGAGUUUGGAGGGGCUUCCUAACCUUGUUGCUGCGGGCCUGUGGCUGCCUGCUGUUGCCUUUGUGAGCCCUAAGCAGCAGCAGCAGCAGCUGCAGCAUCUGGAGCAGCAGCAGCAGCAGCAGCUGAGAGACCGCUUGUUGUGGGGCCGGCAGCAGCUAAUACGCUACGUCUCGUUGCUGCUGCCUCAGCCCCACUCCCACCGCCCCACCAGCAACAGCAGCAGCAGCAGCAACAGCAGCAGCAGCAACAGCAGCAGCAGCGAGGGGACAUUAGAGUGCUUGCCUGCCUUUAGGUGGCUGCGCUGCGCAAUGAAGGCGAUUGAAGAGGGCACAGAGCAGCAGUUCCUGGCGGAGGCCCCAGAUGAAUUCAAUGAAGAGUUUUUUAUACCUUAG
This is a messenger RNA of Eimeria acervulina, 4236 nucleotides long. RefSeq lists its product as hypothetical. The transcript is spliced from 4 exons. The record is from RefSeq and is a predicted model, not a curated record. NCBI's taxonomy places the organism in Eukaryota, Apicomplexa, Conoidasida, Eucoccidiorida, Eimeriidae. The coding region runs from base 1 to 4236 and encodes 1411 amino acids. Gene Ontology annotation, cellular component: nucleolus; nucleoplasm.